This is a messenger RNA of Hydra vulgaris (swiftwater hydra), 876 nucleotides long. RefSeq names its product proteasome subunit beta type-1-B. Lineage: Eukaryota; Metazoa; Cnidaria; Hydrozoa; Anthoathecata; Hydridae. Gene Ontology annotation, cellular component: proteasome core complex. The record is from RefSeq and is a predicted model, not a curated record.
CCCUGACUAAUUUAUCGGGUAUAUGAUUAAUGCUCGCCAUCUUGUAUAAUUUUAAUUUCCGUAAAGUUUUCAACAAAAGAAAAGAAAAUGGAUGUUCUGAGCAUUAGCGACUCACCAAUGAAGCAUGAUUUUAGUCCUUAUUCGUCUCAAGGAGGCUCACUACUUGCGAUAGCAGGUGAAGAUUUUGCAGUUAUUGCCUCUGACACCCGUUUGUCUGAGGGAUUUUUAAUUCAUUCUCGUAAUAUUCCGAAAACCUAUCAGCUAACCGAUACAACAAUACUUGGUUCUUGUGGUUUUCAUGGCGAUGUCCUCACAUUGACUAAAAAUAUCAAGACAAGACUUGUUAUGUAUGAACACGAGCAUUUUAAAACAAUGAGUUGUUCAUCUAUUGCACAAAUGCUCUCCACCACACUUUAUUACAAAAGGUUUUUUCCUUAUUAUACAUAUAACAUCAUUGCAGGUUUAGACAGUGAUGGUAAAGGGGCUAUCUAUAGUUUUGAUCCAGUAGGGUCAUAUGAGAGAGAGACAUAUCGUGCGGGUGGAUCAUGCUCAGCAAUGCUUCAGUCUUUCCUUGAUAAUCAAAUUGGACAGAAAAAUCUAGCAAAGAAGUCAGAUAUUCCAUUAUCUUUAGAGAGAUGUGUUGAGCUUAUUAAAGAUGUAUUUAUCUCUGCAGCUGAAAGAGAUAUAGAAACAGGAGAUGGUGUUUUAAUUAGCAUUAUUACUAAAGAAGGAACAAAGAGUGAAGUUUUUCCACUGAGGAGAGAUUAAAGGAAUUUAUACUUUAAAAUCGAUUAAAUCAACUUUGGGUAAAGAAUAAUAUUGUUGUAUAAAAAAUUUUUUUACUUACAAAAUAAAAGAGAAAUUUAUUUGUAUGUA